Punica granatum (pomegranate) is the source of this 1467-nucleotide messenger RNA. The record is from RefSeq and is a predicted model, not a curated record. NCBI's taxonomy places the organism in Eukaryota, Viridiplantae, Streptophyta, Magnoliopsida, Myrtales, Lythraceae.
CCGAGACUGACUCCGUCACUGGGGAUGUCAUUGCUUUCGUGCUGAAACUUAACAGCUGCUGCACAAUUCCCUUCAGGGAAUGUUUCUCAAGUAUUCUUUCAGAUCCUUCAAAGAGUCGGGUCGCCUGUCUGAUAACAGAUGCAGUCCUAUACUUCACUCAAGCUGUUGCGGACGAGUUUAACAUCCGAAGGUUGGCUCUGCGGACAUCCAGCAUCUGCUCUUUUCUUGCCUUUGCUGCCCUUCCGCUUCUCCGUGAAAAAUGUUACAUUCCUCUACAAGGCAUUUGCAGAAUCUCAACUAGAAGAGCCCAUUCCUGAGCUCGCACCAUGCAAGAUCAAGGACAUCCACAUGAUCAAGACGGGAAACCCAGAUGACAUCUUCAGGUUCAUAACCAGCAUGGUCAGAGGAACCAAGGCCUCUUCAGGAGUUAUCUGGAACACAUUCGAAGACCUCGAACGGACCAAGCUAGCAGAGUUUUCCCAGGAAUUCCAAGUUCCUGUUUUCCCAAUAGUACCAUUCCACAAGUACUGCCCUGCCUUCUCCAGUAGCUUACUAGAACCUGACGAAAGCUCGCUUUCGUGGCUUGACAAGCAAGCCACCAACUCCGUCAUUUGCGUAAGCUUUGGUAGUCUUGCAGUGAUUAAUGAGAAGGAGUUCCGGGAGAUAGGUUGGGGGCUUGUCAAUAGCAAGCAGCCAUUUCUGUGGGUGGUCCACCCUGGGCUGGUCCCAGGGGCACAACGGCUUGACCCGCUUCUUGAAGGAUUCCUCCAGAUGGCUGGGGAGAGGGGGCGUGUGGUCAAGUGGGCCCCGCAGCAGGCAGUCCUGGCCCACCGAGCCACGGGUGGGUUCUGGACGCAUGGGGGGUGGAACUCGACACUGGAGAGCAUCUGUGAGGGGCUUGCAAUGAUCUGCCAGCCGGUCUUCGGGGACCAGAGGGUGAACACGAGAUACGUGAGCGACGUGUGGAGGGUUGGGAUCCACUUGGAGAAUCGUAUCGAGAGGGGAGAGAUCGAGAGGGCGAUCAGGAGGCUGAUGGCAGGUGAAGAAGGGGAGGAGAUGAGAGGGAGGAUCUGGAGUCUCAAGGAGAAGGGAGAGGCUUGUCUUCGACCCGGAGGAGUAUCAUACAAGUCCCUUGAAAGACUGGCUAGUUACAUAUCAGAAGUCUUGAGUAAUUAAUUGCUGAGUUCAAGUGCUGGUGGUGAAGUUCUGUUCGAGGUUUGAUUAGAUUAUAGUGUUAUUCCUGUUUGUCAUAGAAAUUGAUAUGCCGGUGUCGGCCGCUUAUGCUGAAGUUACGAAUGGAAGUGUCGAGAGUCGAACUUAUGCAUGUUCGUGUAGACACAAUCAUUUAAUUCGAAUGAAGCAAUUAGGAAUAUAAUGAUGUAACAGGAACUGCGUGCCUUGAAGGUCGAUGCAUGCCGUGUAAACAUCCUGAUCCCAGGACAAAUGAAAAGAUCUUCAGUUUAGGCA